Penaeus vannamei (Pacific white shrimp) is the source of this 1317-nucleotide messenger RNA. Lineage: Eukaryota; Metazoa; Arthropoda; Malacostraca; Decapoda; Penaeidae. The record is from RefSeq and is a predicted model, not a curated record.
AUGUGGAAGAGAAUGAGACAAUGUAACACUCAUCACUAUAUUACGCAUGCAACACAUCAGUACAUGAGCACAAACACCUUGUGUGAUGCUGACCCAGAAGCCUUAGCCAAGUACUGCCUUGCUUUAGUUCGUAAGGACCGCCCCAUUUCAGAGCUGAAGGCUGGCAUGAUUGAGCAGCUCGAUGUUUUUCUUCAGAGCAAUACCAAGUCAUUCGUUGAUAAGUUUCUACAAGUAACAACCACACGAUCCUACAUACCAAAGAGCUCCAGUUCAUCACUGUCGUCGUCUACUGGGCCAUUUUCGACAGACCCUUCCUCUCCUAGUCUGAAUAAUAAUAGUGACUCUGGCCCACCGCCCUUGCCCCCAACCCCAGUUUCAAAGCAGUCAUCAGGCCACUCUCCUGAUUCAACCACCCCCCCAAACGCAGUUCCUCCUCCUGCUACCUCCUCAUCUACGGGCAUGCAGCCUGCCCCACCACCACCACCUCCAAGUUCUGCUGCUGCCCCUCCUCCUCCACCACCCCCUGAGUCCGCUCCACCCCCACCUGUCCCAGCAUCUGUCAUCACUCGUAAAGAGGAAGUGUCCUCUUCACAGAGAUCCAGAAAGUCAGAAUCUGAUCGAGAUCGUGAUGACAGGCGGGGAAGACGAAGGUCACCAUCACGAGGAAGAUCCAGGUCUCGUUCACGUUCCAGAUCAAGGAGUAGAGACAGGUCAAGGAGAUCACGUUCCAGAGGUCGCUCCGGGCGCAGUAAAUAUGAGGACAGGAGGAGAAGAUCACCACCAACCAAAAGAUAUCGUAGGUCAAGAACUCGCUCACGUACUCGAAGUCCAAGACGGUCAAGAAGUCCACGACGCUCCAGGUCAAGAGAGAGAAGAUCAAGGUCUAGAAACAGGUCUCGCACUAUCAGUCCAAGAAACAACAGGACAUCAGGCCGUGGGAGAUCACCACCUCCAACCCCACGGUCACCGACACCCCCAAGGAAAUCAAAAUCAUUGCCUAGAGAUGAGAAAAGAGAAAGUCCACAUGGAACCUCACCUGUUGCUGAGGUGAGGCCAGAACCAAGGAGCGAUCCAAGUUCUGUUAUCCAGAGUGUCAUCGCUGUGAAGCAUACAGACUUUGUGGCACCACCACCAACGGGCAAGAAAAGGUGUCGUGAUAUGAUGUUGGCAUACCUUUUCCUGAAGCAAUUGUGCUUCACGUCUCAUAUGUUGACCAAAUCAAAAAGCUUCUUGAGUGGUGACUCUGCUGGNCCUUUCGAGUUCACCCUAAAGAACAUAAUCGUUCGUCUUGAACAGGUGAACGCUCGGGAGGAAGUG